AUGACUGAUGUUCUCGAUGAACCAUCGUCAAAGAAACCGAAACUGUCAUCACCAUCAGACUUUGAUGAUGAUCCGUUGAGUGAAUUGGAGAAAUUGGAGCCGUUGCCGUCCAUCCUGGAGACGAUGUCUCAAGCACCAUCAAGUGUUCAUAUGUCGGCGAAUAAUGGACCCGGACCAUCAUCAGUUGGUUCCACUGGCGCUACAAGUCAACCACCCUCAGUUAGCCACGGAAAUUACAUGGGACCAGCGUCAGUGAUACAGUCUCAAGCCGGUGCACCAGCGCAAACACACAAUGCGCAAUCACAACAAAAUGCUCCAUCACAACCCAGUGUUUUGCAAGAAUUGUUAUUAAAUCCUUCCAGCCAAAAUAAUCAAACUUUAAAUAGCCCACGACCACCAUAUACCACUCAGUAUCAGACAAGGAGUCCAGUAACAAGUGGUGCCACGAUGAUGGCAUCAGCAAAUUGUCCUCCAAAUGUAGCUCUUUCUGCCGGACCACGAGGUUUACGAGCCACCGGACCUCAAAUGUACGGGCCUGCAGGUCACACCGAUAUGACUAUGCAACCGGGUGCUGGUCCUCAACUAGGUCAUCCAGCUCAACAAGGCAACUACGUUGCCUCACAAAUGAUGCCACCGCCUAAUCAACAAUCUCCACAGUCUCUUUCAUAUGCUUAUCAGCAAUCCGGUUCUCGACCAGUAUAUGCAAAUACAGGUUCUCGGGCGGUUUAUGCGGCCGCUACACGCAGCGCAACACCACAGCCUAUGAGUUUGGCACGAGGCAGUGCACCCGUAAUGCUUAAUGGAGCUUCGGCUCCCCGAAUGAGAGCUGCUACUCAUCAAGGUAUGAUAACAAUGCAACAGGGAGGUGGACAAAUGAUGCGAACGGUCAUGGUCCAGCAGGGGCCACCAUAUGAUCAAGGUGGUUAUACUAUGCCACCUCAACGCGCGUCUGAUCCGUACGGUAUUUCGCAAACGCAAACCGGAGCAUCACCAAAUUAUGCACAAUUGCCACAAGGCCAUAUGGUAGCAAGAAAUCAACCAAUGCCUUAUACUAAUGCACCAACUGCAUCACCAGCGAUUCAACAAAGUAGUGCGAUGAUACCACAUAUGAUGGAACAUUCGACAAUAUCGUCACAACAGCAACCAAAUCAGCAGCCACCACCACCACCAUCAUCAUCAUCAUUAACCCACGGAAAUGUAAUGCCACCACAGAUGAAUGCACAAUCAGCAGCGGUAGCAGGAGCUCCUGGUCCAAUGGCUGGUCCGAAAUCUGGAAUACCGCCGAAUUUGCCGCCACCUCAGAUGCCACCAGCAAAUGCUUCAGCUUCUAGCCAAAUACAGCAAUUUACUGGCAUGAAUAACAAUGCACCAAGAGAAGGCGCAUCAAUGAGCAGUACACUUCCAACUAGUGGUACGCAAGGGAAUAAUCAAGAUCCUGGACGAAGAAAGCUUAUUCAGUUACAGUUGGUACUACUUUUACAUGCCCACAAAUGCCAACAACGAGAGCGAUCUGCGGAUGGCGCAAAUGGACGAUACACUUGCACUUUGCAACAUUGUUCAACGAUGAAAGGUGUAUUGCAACAUAUGACAACGUGCAAUAGUGGAAGCGCUUGUAGUUAUCCUCACUGUCCAUCAUCACGACAAAUUAUUUCUCAUUGGAAGAACUGUGUGCGUGAUGACUGUCCAGUUUGUACACCCUUGAAGAGUAGGCAAAAUGUAGCGCAAGCAGUGGACCGACGUACUGUUCCCGGUACCGAACCGUUUGGAACUACUGGAGCAGGAUCUGCGCAACAGGUGCCAUGUGGUCCAGGCAAUGCCGCAGAUAUUGAUAAUGUUGGAAUGCCAAAUCGAAUCAGUGCACAGCAGCAGCAGCAACAACAACAACAACAACAACAGCAACAGCAACAACAGCAGCAGCAACAACAACAGCAGCAGCAACAACAACAACAGUCUGGUCCUGGCGCAGCUUUGCUACCAAAUACAAAUUCACAUAAUAUGCCGGCUUAUGAUUCUUCUGGAUCCACAUCAAUCAACGCUUUUUUAAUAGAUUUCAACCCCACAAGCGAUCCGUUUCGAUCACCGAAUCCACCAAACAAAUUGGUGCCAUCAUUAGGGAAAGGUUCCGGUAUUUUCAUUACUUCCAAGGACAUCAUUGGCUUACCACCUCCGGAUGCACCGGUAGUUAAGAAACCGUGGCAGAAUGCAGUGACUGAAGAUCUGCGUAAUCACUUGGUUAGGAAACUUGUGGAAGCAAUAUUUCCGUCACCUGAUCCUGCGUCCAUUCACGAUCAACGCAUUAAAGAUCUGGUGAAUUAUGCGCGAAAAGUUGAAAGGGAAAUGUUCGAAUUGGCCAAUGAUCGCGGAGAAUACUAUCAUUUGCUUGCGGAGAAAAUUUAUAAGAUUCAAAAGGAAUUACAAGAGAAGAAAAUUAAGAGAUUACAUGAACAAGGACAAGUGGGUGCCGUGGCUGGCAUGCAACCACCCCAGCCAGGUGUUGACUUUGAUAUGCCUGGACCACCGAACCGAACUACGCCGUCAUUCCAACCAAGCACCAGUACCGGCACACCACAAAUGAAUGGGCUGUCUACCUCUAUAAGUGGGAAUGCAAUGACGAAUGGUCAGGUAAUAACUUCAGGGAUAAAAAUGGAAGUGCCUGGUGAUGUGGCAAUUGGUACCGAGUCAUCAGCAGAUGCCUCUGGAUGCUGUUCAAAACCUGGAACAUCGAAUACAGCAAGUGCAGAAAAAGCGAAAGUUUCUGUGAAUGCAGUUAAAACGGAAAUAAAAGUUGGCAAAGCUGAUGGUAAAGGAGAAAUAAAAGUUGAAGAAAAAAAAGAAUUACCGGAUAAGGUAUUUGAUGCCAAUGAAUUACGAAAUAAUUUGAAACCGGUUGUGGAUAAGCUUCUUAGUAUGGAAGAAUCAAUACCGUUCAGAAUUCCUGUCGAUCCAGAUAUUCUCGGCAUACCGGAUUACUUUGAUAUUGUCAAGAAACCUAUGGAUCUAUCAACAGUAAGCCGAAAACUGGAUACAGGUGAAUAUAAGAACCCGUGGGAUUUCAAUGAUGAUAUGUGGUUAAUGUUCGAUAAUGCUUGGCUCUAUAAUCGGAAGAAUUCAAAAGUUUACAAAUACUGCAAUAAGUUGAGUGAAGUGUUUGUGGAGGAAAUCAAUCCCGUAAUGCAAAAAAUGGGUUAUUGUUGUGGCCAAAAAUUGUCGUUUACACCACUGGCAUUGUUUUGUUAUGGCCAGUCGAUGUGUACAAUUGCACGUGAUCAAACAUAUCAUGUUUAUGAGACAACAUCAACUCAAUAUGGUGUAACAGUUUCGGAGCGUUACACUUAUUGUACGAAAUGUUUUGAAGCUCUGCCAGAAAGCGGCAUAAGUUUGAGUGAAAAUCCAAAUGAUACAACUAAUAUGGUGCCAAAAUCCAAAUUCGUACAAAUGAAGAACGAUCAAAUUGAUUUCGAGCCAUUUGAAAAAUGUAUAAAAUGUUUCCGAAAAUGGCAUCGAGUAUGCGCGCUUUUCAACAAGAAAGUUUUCCCGGAGGGAUUCAUUUGCGCUACAUGUCGUCGCGAGAAAAAUCUGGCACCAGCAGAAAAUCGUUUUACAGCCAAGAAAUUGCCGCAUUGCCAAUUGUCACGAUUUAUUGAAGAACGUGUCAAUAAAUUUAUGAAGAAUAAUCCUGCUGGCAAGGAUUACGAAGUUAUCAUUCGUGUACUUUGUGCAGCUGACAAAGAAGUGGAAGUAAAACCUUUGAUGAAACAAAAAUAUGGACCUCUUGGUUUUCCGGAAAAAUUCCCUUAUCGAACAAAAGCAAUUUUUGCUUUCGAAGUUAUUGAUGGUGUGGAAGUUUGUUUUUUCGGUUUGCAUGUGCAGGAAUAUGGAAGCAACUGCCCACCACCAAAUAAAAGACGAGUAUAUAUUGCCUACUUGGAUUCGGUGCAUUUCUUUCAACCUCGGCAGUUACGUACGGAAGUAUACCACGAAAUCUUGCUGGGUUAUCUAAAUUAUGCAAUGAUGUUGGGUUAUACAAUGGCUCACAUUUGGGCAUGUCCACCAUCCGAGGGUGACGACUACAUUUUUCACUGUCAUCCACCAGAACAACGAAUACCGAAGCCUAAACGCCUUCAAGACUGGUAUAAAAAAAUGCUUGAUAAAGGUGUUGGCGAACAUACGGUUUUUGAUUACAAAGAUAUUUACAAACAGGCCCGAGAUGAGAAUUUGGUAACUCCAAUGGAAUUGUCCUACUUCGAAGGGGAUUUUUGGCCAAAUGUAAUCGAGGAUUGCAUUCGUGAAGCACAAAAUGAAGAACAAGAACGCAAGCGCCAGGAAGAAGCAGCACGCCAGGAGCAACAAAAUGCUGAGGAUGAAGAUGGUGAUGAUAUUUUCCAUGAUGGCGAUAACGGGAAAAGUAAAAAGAACAGCAAAAAGAAGAAUAAUUUGAAAAAGGGUAACUCAAAGAAUAAGAAAAAGGUUUGUUCACAAACGGGCAAUGAAGUCACGGAUAAGCUGUACAUAAACUUCGAGAAACAUAAAGAAGUAUUUUUUACUAUUCGAUUAAUGAGCCCACAGUCGGAAUUAUCAGCACAGAACAACGAAAUUAAGGACCCCGAUCCAUUAAUAGCAAGCGAUCUUAUGGAUGGGCGUGAUACAUUCUUAACACGUGCUCGUGAUGAACACUGGGAGUUUUCCUCGUUACGACGCGCCAAAUAUUCCACAAUAUGCUUUUGUCACGCAUUACACAAUCAAGAGAAAAGUGAAGGACUUUCGUACACGUGCAAUAGUUGCCAAGGAACAGCUAUUUGGCAUUGUACAACUUGUGAAGAUUUCGAUCUUUGCAAUAAAUGUUAUGAAACAAUGUCGCAUCCACACAAAUUAGAGAAAGUCAGUACACUGGUAGAAGUAGAGGAUAAGCAUGAUGCAACCAAUUCACGAACUGAAAGCAUUCAACGUUGUAUUCAAUCAUUGGUACAUGCGUGUCAAUGUCGCGAUGCAAACUGUCGACGUUCAACGUGUCACAAAAUGAAGCGUGUAGUACAGCAUACUAAAGGUUGCAAAAAGCGACAAAAUGCAAAUUGUGCUAUUUGCAAACAGCUUAUUGCUUUAUGUUGUUAUCACGCCAAACAUUGCAAUGGAACUUCAUGUCAGGUUCCAUUCUGCUUGAAUAUUCGCCAGAAACUACAAGAACAACGAAGGUCACAGAAUCGUCGUGCUGACAUGAUGAUGCGUCGCCGCAUGGAUAUGCUUUCUAGUGGUUAUGGUGGAACGAGCACACCAGGUCCCUCGCAGUCUGGUGGACCAACUAGUGCGAUGAAUAUGUCUCAGACUGUGACAGCUCAUCACAGUACUGGACCAAUGCAAACUUAUCAGGGUACAAGUAUGACACAUAUGCAGCACAUACAAAUGGGACAACCGCAGGGAGUGAUGUCACCUAACCAACAGCAGAUGGCACAAAUGCAGCAGUUACAGCCACAUCAGUACCAGGCGCAUGGAAAAGGUGGUGCUGGCAAUUCACAAAUACACAUGAUAGGCGUCCCUACCACAAUGCAGCAAAGCCAUACCAUAUCACAAGUUCAGCAGCAACAGGCUCCACAUCAGCAAGGCGUACGCAUGAACAUGACAUCACAAUUGGGUGGCAUGCAAAGACCAGGACUGGUUGGACAAAUGCAACAUGCUCAACAACCGAUGAAUCCUCCACCAUAUGGACGUGGUGCUGCACAGCAAAACACUUGUGGUAUGUCCGGAACUGCAGGACCAUCCUCUAGCUACGGAGGUAAUGCUGGGCAACCAAUGAUGCUUGGACAGUCUAUACCACAGAACUCACAGUCACAGCCAAUAAUGCAACAAGGGAUACAAAAUUUACGAGCGAAAGUUUAUACUGGACAGCCGAUUGAUCGUACUGCGUUGCAACAAGAUCCUCAGGUGCAAGCAAUACUAACGAGGUUUAAAAAUGCAGAACGAGCGGAAGAUAAAGACAAAGUACUGAAUGACUUGAAGAAAAUGCCUCAUCUUUUUGCCGCUUUUAUCAAAAUGACGAACAAUGAAAGGAGUGCUGGAGACAUUCCACAAAGUUUAAAUCAGCAACAGCUUAGUGCCAUACAGCAGCAGCAACAGCAGCAUCAGCAACAACAGGGAAUGAUAAGGCAGCCUCAAAUGGUAACUCAACAAAGUGGGCAAUGGCAACAAGGGACAGUUUCACAGCAACAGUAUUAUCAACACCAGCAAUCCCAAGUAUCGCAAAGUGGCCAGCAACAACCUCGCGGCCCGGGUGGUCAGUACGCUUCGAUGAGUUCACAGGGUCAAAUGGCCGGUACUGCAAUGACACAACCGCAAUGGCAGCAGCAGUUUCAGCGGAAUCCACAACCUGUGAGCCCAGCUAUGCAGUCUCAGUUUAGUCAGGUCCGUUCACCACCUGUUGGACGUUCACCAUCCGUCAGCAACGUCACUCAGUCACCAAUGAUGCAACCUGGUGCAGCGCAGCCUGGUGUUCAACAAAUGCAACAAGGGGCAGUUAAUCAAGAUCAGCAACCAUACAGAUAA
Molecule: messenger RNA, 6534 nt
Organism: Brugia pahangi
Lineage: Eukaryota; Metazoa; Nematoda; Chromadorea; Rhabditida; Onchocercidae
Source: the annotation of a GenBank genome assembly